Erinaceus europaeus (western European hedgehog) is the source of this 5438-nucleotide messenger RNA. It is a transcript of the gene SAMD9L, whose product is annotated as sterile alpha motif domain containing 9 like. The transcript is spliced from 3 exons. The record is from RefSeq and is a predicted model, not a curated record. Bases 313 to 5046 code for a protein of 1577 amino acids. Gene Ontology annotation, molecular function: protein binding. Gene Ontology annotation, cellular component: cytoplasm. NCBI's taxonomy places the organism in Eukaryota, Metazoa, Chordata, Mammalia, Eulipotyphla, Erinaceidae.
CAGAGCAGAAGCAUCAAGAGUCCCACAGCCUAGAAUCCUAGUUUUUAAAAGAGAUCUUGACAGUCAUCUAUCUCCUCACCAUCAGAAGACGAAUUAAGGAAGCAAAGGUUAAAAUCAACUAUUUCAAAUUCAUGAUACAAAAGAGAAAAAUUUCAGGAAAAUCCUGAUGCUGCCAUGAUGACUUGCAAAUUUUCAAGAAUGACAACUAUUAUAAUAGCUCAAGGUCGAGGAACUUCAUGAAGACUUAGUUGAAGUUGCGGAUAUAAAAAGUACAAACUUUCUGAAAAGCCUUGGAGAAAGCUGCAGCUCAAUAUGGAUGAACAAGUAAAUCUACCUGAAAUGACCCAAGAUUGGACUAAAGAGCAUGUGAAACAAUGGGUCACUAACGACCUUCAGAUUGAUGAAAAAUAUGGACAGAUUCUGCUCUGUGAAGAAGUGACAGGGCGAGUCCUACAAGUACUAACAGAGAAGGAUCUUAUAGAAAUGGGAUUACCAAGAGGUCCAGCACUUUUAAUAAAACGCAAGUUUAAGAGCUUGAAUAAUCUCUCCUCUAAAAAUAGCAAUCAGAAUUCUGGACAAUUGGAUCAUGCAGAACCCUCCAAAAAGGAACACACAAAGAAAACACAAACAACAGAAAACACAUUAUCCAAUAAUGAUCAUGAUGUCAGAGAGAUCCAAAAUGCUAAAGCACAAGAAUUGGCUGCUACAGGAAAAAAUGCGCAAGAUGAAGUAGGCAUUACUGAAGAAAAAAAAAAGAAAAGAAAAAUUGUACAGUCAACUUGCAUGCCAUAUCCUUUUGAUCAGUUCCAUGCCAGUCAUCAUUACACAGAACAUUAUAUUUUACAACCUGAAACAGGGCCACUAAAUCUCAUAGACCCAAUACAUGAGUUCAAAGCACUUACAAACACAGAAACAGCCACCGAAAAGGACAUAAAAAUGAAAUUUAGUAAUGAGGUCUUCCGAUUUGCAUCAGCUUGUAUGAAUUCGCGUACCAAUGGUACCAUCCAUUUUGGAGUCCUUGACAAACCCCAUGGUGAAAUUGUUGGUGUGAAAGUCAGGAGUAAAGAUGCUUUCAUUGACCACUUCAAUCUAAUGAUCAAACAAUAUUUUGAAGAAAGUGAAAUCAAAGAAGCCAAGAAAUGCAUUCGGGAGCCACGAUUUGUAGAAGUCCUACUGCAGAACUAUACACCAUCGGAUAGGUUUGUUAUUGAGGUAGAUGUUAUUCCAAAACACUCCAUAUGUAAAGAAAAGUAUUUCUACACUAAUAUGCAAAGUUACAAAAAUGAUACAUGGAAACAAAAUCAAGAGAGUUCACUGUUUGUGAGAGAUGGAGCUAGCUCUGUGGAUAUCCUAGCCAAUGGAAAACAAAGGGAUAAAAACUUUAAAACAUUUCUGCAAAAUUUGAAGUCACUGGCAGAAGAUAGAAAAGAUGCUGAAAAAGAACAUGAAAUGAAAGCCAACAAGAAAGAAUGUGAAGGACAAAAGCUGAUUAAACUUCUCAUAGGAAACCAAGACUCUCUGGAUAAUUCAUACUACAAUUGGUACAUUCUUGUAACAAACAAGUGCAAUCCAAGUCAAACAGAGAAAUUAGACUUUCUAAAAGAAAUCAAAUGGUUUGCUGUGCUGGAAUUUGAUCCUGAAUCUGAGAGCAAGGGAGUAGCCAAAACUUAUAGAGAAAGUCGAGUAGCAAAUCUUCACUUUCCAAAUCAGUAUGAGGAAAAGACAACUACCAUGAGGGAGAAAAUUUCUAGUCUGAAUCUUUACCAGCAGCCCAGCUGGAUCUUCUGCAAUGGUAGAUCAGAUUUGAAAGAUGAGACAUAUAAGCCUUUGGAACCACGUCAGUGGCAGAGAGAAAGAGCUUCAGGGGUGACAAAACUAAUUUAUUUUCUCACAGAUGAAAAUAUAAUGACAAGAGGGAAAUUUUUGGUAGUGUUUCUAUUACUUUCUCCAGUGGAAAGCCCAGGAGAUCCACUCAUUGAAACCUUCUGCACUUUCUUUAAGGUUCUCAAUGGAAUGCAAAAUAUCAUGUGCAUCUGUGUAACUCCACAGAUUUACCAGCGAUGGAAAGAUCUACUACAAACAAGAUUUGUAAUGUCAGAUGAAUUAACAAACCACAGUAUUUCCACUUUAAGUUUAGAAUUAUUAAACAGUACUAUCCUUAAACUGAAAUCAGUGACUCAAUCAUCAAAAAGGUUUUUGCCUUCCCGGGGAUCUUCUUCAGUUAUCCUGGAGAAAAAAGAAGAAGACUUCUUGACAGCACUGGAAAUCCUCUGUGAAAAUGAGUGUGGAGACACAGACAUUGAGAAAGAUGAAUGCAAAUUCGAGGAGUUUAGAAAAUCAAAAGAAGAACACUUUUAUCGAGGUGGCAAAGUGUCCUGGUGGAACUUCUAUUUUUCCUCUGAAAACUAUUCGUCUUUUAUCAAAAGGGAUAGGUACGAAGAGCUCAGGAGUCUGAUAGAGGAUUGGGCAGAGUCUCCUAAACCUGUGUUUGCAAAAAUUAUUAAUCUUUAUCAUCAUCCAGGUUGUGGGGGUACUACAUUGGCUAUGAAUGUUCUUUGGGAUUUCAGGAAAAAGUUCAGGUGUGCUGUAUUAAAAAACAAAGCCACUGACUUUGCAGAAAUUGGAGAACAAGUGACCAAUUUGAUUGCUUAUAAGGCAAGCAGCUAUCAAGACUACAUUCCUGUACUUCUCCUUGUGGAUGAUUUUGAAGAACAAGAAAAUGUCUUUGUUCUACAGAAUGCCAUCCAUUCUAUUUUAGCAGAGAAAGAUUUGAGAUAUGAAAAAACACUGGUGAUUAUCUUAAAUUGCAUGAGAUCCCAGAAUCCUGAUGAAAGUGCAAAAUUAGAUGAUAGUAUUGUACUAAAAUACCAACUUUCUCCCAAGGAAAAAAGAGCUUUUAGCACCAAAUUAAAGGAAAUUGAAAAACAGCACAAGAACUUUGAAAACUUUUAUUCCUUCAUGAUCAUGAAAAGCAAUUUUGAUGAAAUGUACAUUGAAAAUGUAGUUGGGAAUAUCCUGAAAGGACAGGAUGGUGACAGCAAGGAAACACAACUAAUUUCUUUCCUAGCUUUACUCAACUCCUAUGUUACUGAUUCUACAAUUUCAGUGCCACAGUGUGAAAUAUUUUUGGGAAUCACAUACAUUAAGACACCAUGGAAACAAGAAAGCCUAGAAGACAAGAUGGGAACUUAUUCCACACUUCUAAUAAAUGCAGACAUUGCAGAAUAUGGAUUCCCAGGUGUACGGAUCAUUCACCCACUAAUUGCCAUCUUCUGUCUAAAAGAACUGAAAAAAAGCUACCACUUGGAUAAGAGUCGAAUUGCACUGAAGUUAUUAAGUGAGAACUUAUUCUAUAAUUCUGGUAUAGGAAAAGACAAAUUUCAACAUGAUGUGCAAACUCUUCUGCUGACAAGACAACGCAAGGAGUAUGGCGGGGAAACAGACACAUUGUUUUCUCCAUUAAUUGAAGAUUUACAAAAUGAAGAAAUUGAAAAGGUCUUAAUUGCAGGAAGUAAUCGAUUUCCACAAAAUGCAUUCAUUUGUCAAGCCUUAGCAAGACACUUCUACAUUCAUGAAAGAAACUUUAAUACUGCUCUGGAUUGGGCAUAUCAGGCCAAAAGAAAAGCCCCUAAAAACUCUUAUAUAUCAGAUACACUUGGUCAGGUCUACAAAAAUGAAGUCAAAUGGUGGUUGGAUGAAAAUAGAAGCUGUAAGGAGAUUACCAUUGAUGAUCUAAUGCAUUGCCUUGAUGCUGCUGAAAAAGCCUCAAGAGCUUUCAAAACAUCUCAAGAGCAAACUGAUAAGAAAGAUUCUGAAACAGAGGCUUGGUCAACACAGAAGUCCUUAAAAAGAUAUGAGAUGUAUAACACAGCUGGUUUUUUGGGUGAAAUCGAAGUUGGUCUUUACGCAAUUCAGAUUCUCCAGCUCACUCCUUGUUUCCACAAAGAAAAUAAAUUAUCACAAAGACAUACGGUAGAAUUUUUAUCAGGAAAGGGAAAUAUUCCUGAACAUUCAAAAGGUAAAUAUUAUUUGGCUAUCAGCAAGUUUACAUCCCACUUAAGAAAUUUACAAUCAGAUUUGAAAAGAUGUUUUGACUUUUUUGCUGAUUAUAUGGUUUUUUUGAAAACAAGAAAUACCCAAAAAGAAACAGCAGAAAUUAUACUAAGCAAGAAAGUCAGUCGAUAUUUCAGACAGUACAUAGAACUUUUCUGCCAUUCAGAUGUGGGAAUAUUGCAAAAUAAAGGGAGUCAGUUACUCCAAGAGGAGUAUUACAGAAAAAGUCUAGAAGCUAAACGAGCAGAUAGGUUUUCUGGAUUACUGGAAUAUCUAAAUCCAAGUCACCAGGAGACUGGGAACAUCAUGGAAAAUAUAGUGGAGGAAUAUGCCUUCCUAUUGCAGCAAAACCCAAAUAAACGGAUGAUAAAGGAGAAACAAAAUUUCAUUUUGGCCAACAUUAUUCUCAGCUGUCUAAAACCCAACUCUAAAUUCAUUCAGCCACUUGACACACUUAAAAAACAGCUCAGAGAAGUGCUGCAACUUGUAGAGAUAAAUCGUCAAUAUCCAGAUCCUUACUUCUUGGCAUGCCUUUUAUUCUGGCCGGAUAAUCAAGAACUAGAUCAAGAUUCCAAGUUAAUGGAGAAGUACGUUUCAUCCUUAAAGAAAUCCUUCAAUCGACAUUAUAGGCUCAUGUGUAGGUCCAAGCAAGCAAGUACUCUCUUCUAUCUGGGGAAUAGAAAGGGCCUCAACAGUCUUGUCCACAAGGCUGAGAUAGAGCAGUACAUCAGUAAAGUAAAAAAUACCAAUUCCUUCUGGCAGAGUGGACACGUGUGGAAAAAAGAAGAAGUGAAAGGUCUCCUUCGUCGUCUAAAUGGUAGGGCUGAAGGCAAGCUAAUAUUGAUGGAAUAUGGAACAGAGGAAAAAAUUAAAAUACCAGUUAUAUCUGUUUACUCAGGGCCACUCCGAAGUGGUAGGAACAUACAAAGAGUGUCUUUUUACCUAGGAUUUUCCAUGGAAGGUCCUCUUGCAUAUGACAUAGAAGUAAUUUAAGAAAACACGAGCGCUCAAAUGUGUUUUAUUAAUUCUGUGACUUUAUUUCCAUGGCACUUUGAUGACAAUUCGAAUGAUAGACUCUUGCUUUAGUCUUUUUCAAAUGAAAUAUAAUCCUUGAAGGGCACAAAACAUGUCUAAACAGAAACCUUACCACACAGCACAGUUAUUCAAUGUUCCAAAUAUGUGUUUUCAGAUUGAUGUAUUUAAUUAGGACAAUUCAAUUUGUAGAUACUGGUCAUUUUAUAACUGAUUAUAAGUUAGUAAAAUCUGUUUCAAUUGUCUCACUGUUACAAAUUUUUGAAUUAUGGAUUAUUCCUUCAUCAUGAAACUGGAGUUAUAAGCAAAUAAAAAACAAGUAUGGAAGAGAAAAUCUCUCCUUGGUUUAUUAA